Microdochium trichocladiopsis is the source of this 1378-nucleotide messenger RNA. Its product is annotated as Mur ligase. The record is from RefSeq and is a predicted model, not a curated record. Gene Ontology annotation, cellular component: cytoplasm; mitochondrion; cytosol. The transcript is spliced from 3 exons. Gene Ontology annotation, molecular function: tetrahydrofolylpolyglutamate synthase activity; ATP binding. NCBI's taxonomy places the organism in Eukaryota, Fungi, Ascomycota, Sordariomycetes, Xylariales, Microdochiaceae. The coding region runs from base 245 to 1378 and encodes 377 amino acids. Gene Ontology annotation, biological process: tetrahydrofolylpolyglutamate biosynthetic process.
GCAAACCCAUGGCGACAUUUCCGGCUCUUGUACCCGGGCGCGUCACGAGAUGAUGGCCGUCUCCACGCCUUGGAUUCCUGGCAAUGUCACGCUACCCGUCCUUGAGCUUUGCUGCCAACUCUUGUGCGCUUUUCUGCUCGGCCGCUUGAUCCUCAACAGCCCCCAACCCGACUCCCAUGACAAGGGAGCCAACGAGAGUGCCUUGAAACGAGAAUAGGCACGAUAGGUUUCGAGCUUGGCAACCAUGGCACAGCCGCCGUCGGCGUACGAUCGCGCCAUCCAGGUCUUGGAUCAACUACGUCGGCCGCUACCGCAAGGCCCUUUAACGACCCAGGACGGACUGCCUCAGGGAGACCCAGUGUUUAGGGGCGUGCCCAACGUCCACGGCAUGCAGCAGUGGCUGGAUCACCUGGGAUACUCGCAAACGGACAUCGCUCGACUGAACAUUAUUCACGUUGCAGGAACUAAGGGCAAAGGAAGCACAUGCGCCUUCAUCGAGGCAUUCCUGCGCCAGCAUGGCCGGCGCACGGGAUUCCCCCAGAAGACGGGGCUCUACACGUCUCCUCACUUGCUGCGCAUUCCCGAGCGCAUCCGCAUCAAUUCUGAUCCCCUCGAUGACGAGUCCUUUGGCAAGUACGUGCUCGAAGUCUUUGAAUGUUUAUCAGCCACGGGCGCACGACUGCCCGGCUACCUGCAGAUGCUGGCCCUCGUGUCUUUCCAUGCGUUCCUGUGCGAAGGCGUCGAUGUCGCCGUAUACGAAGCCCACCGUGGAGGCGAAUAUGACGCGACCAACGUGAUUGCCAAUCCCGUCAUCACUGCAAUCACAACCAUUGGCAUUGACCACAUCCGCGGCCUCGGGCCGACCGUUGAAAACAUUGCUUGGCACAAGGCGGGAAUUCUCAAGCCCGGGUCGCUGGCUUUCUCGGCAGCGCAAGAGCCGAGUGUCUCAAGAGUCCUGUCUGCUCGGGCUGCCUCUUGCGGGCUCAAUCUCGAGUUUGUAGAUAUGGACAGUAACCUCCUGACCGAUCUCGAGCUUGACGUGCAACGCAUCAAUUGCUCCCUGGCUCAUAAAGUCAGCGAGGCUUUCCUAGUACAACUGCAGCGUCCGGCAGCAACUUUCGAAAGGGAUGGCGACUUGCUGUCCGCUGAAGAUGUGACCGCCGGCAUACAGAACUUCUAUUGGCCGGGGCGAUUUGACAUCGUAGAAGCCGACGGAUAUACUUGCUUCCUAGACGGAGCGCACAAUGAAAUAAGUGUUGACAAGGCAGCCUCGUGGUUUAUAUCGCAAUCUCUAAUACGAAGGUACGUAGAAAAACUUCAUAUCCAUGAGGAGGGCGGGCUUCUUUCUUGGCUACUAGACGGCACCAAACAAUGCUAA